Molecule: messenger RNA, 1727 nt
Organism: Salvelinus sp. IW2-2015
Lineage: Eukaryota; Metazoa; Chordata; Actinopteri; Salmoniformes; Salmonidae
Gene: idh3a
Product: isocitrate dehydrogenase (NAD(+)) 3 catalytic subunit alpha
Biological process (GO): isocitrate metabolic process; tricarboxylic acid cycle
Cellular component (GO): mitochondrion
Molecular function (GO): isocitrate dehydrogenase (NAD+) activity
Source: RefSeq, a predicted model, not a curated record
GACGUCAUCGUUUUCCACCCCGGAAGUCCCGUUAACGGCAGAGCGGUGUAGGACCACAUUAACACAGAAGUAUGGCUAGUAACGUGUGGAGGUCAAUGCUCUCUCACGUCGUGGGGGCGGCAAAGAGACCGACGGUAUGUUUCAGAAGGGGGCUGCAAACGGUUACAUUAAUUCCUGGGGAUGGAAUCGGUCCAGAAAUAUCUGUGGCUGUCAUGAAGAUUUUCGAGUCUGCUAAGGUUCCCAUCCAGUGGGAGGAGAGGAAUGUGACGGCUAUCCAGGGCCCAGGAGGUAGAUGGAUGAUCCCUCCAGACUGUAAGGAGUCUAUGGACAGGACCCUGAUCGGGUUAAAAGGUAUUCUCCGUGACCCCAUCGCAGCCGGCCACCCCUCCAUGAACCUGCUACUCAGGAAGACCUUUGACCUGUACGCCAACGUGCGUCCCUGCGUGUCCAUCGAGGGCUACAAGACCCCCUACACCGACGUGGACCUGGUCACCAUCAGAGAGAACACCGAGGGAGAGUACAGCGGAAUCGAGCACAUAAUUGUUGACGGCGUAGUUCAGAGCAUUAAACUCAUCACCGAAGACGCCAGUCGACGUAUCGCWGAGUACGCCUUUGAGUAUGCAAGAAAUAACCAAAGAAGCAGCGUCACGGCCGUUCACAAAGCCAACAUCAUGAGGAUGUCGGACGGGCUGUUCCUGAGGAAAUGCAGAGAGGUGGCUGAAAACUUCAAGGACAUCAAGUUUACUGAGAUGUACCUGGACACGGUGUGUCUCAACGUACGUACACUCCUUUACACUAUUCUUCCUACGUGCCGCUGUUUUGAUGCACAUCACGUUCUCUGUCUAAAGCCUAAUUUACCGCUUCAAUCGAAAGUCCGCUCCCGUCGGCGUGUUUCCCGCGCACCUCCCUUUGAAAGUUGUCCCUCUAACCCCUGUGGAAUCCAGGUCCACGGGACGGCCCCCGACAUAGCCGGUCUGGACAUGGCCAACCCUACAGCUCUGCUGCUCAGUGCUGUGAAGCUGCGUCACAUGGGCAUGCACGACUACGAGAAGAUCGAGACCGCCUGCUUCGACACCAUCAGAGACAAGAAGGUGCUGACCGGGGACCUUGGUGGGAAGUCGAAGUGCUCCGAGUCAGAGGAGAUCUGCCGUAGAGUGGAGACAUGGACUGAAAACGACCACUUGAUUUCUGAAGACUUCAUAAUAAUUCAAACGCUGCUUUGAACUUACUCCUAAGACUCUGGGGGGGUUCCAGGUUGUCAGUACUGCAGUUACGAUGUAGCUGCAUAUCUUAGAUUACUAUAUUAUAUUUAUGUAGGUUCCUGAGAAUGCACAAUUCUCCAGGUUUUCUAGAAAUAGAAAUUCGGUAAUUUGUGCAGUGUGACUGCAAUAAAUCACGACCUGGAACGCGCCCUAUAUGGAUGGGUAUUCACUCUUGAGGUGUAUUUAAGCACAAUUGUACUCACAUGAUCAUUUCAUGGGGCAAACUUCCCCAAAGUUAUUCUUGCCUCUAUACUACGUGGCACUCCACCUGUGUUGUCCGGCAGUGGUUCUGAUCAUUGCUAGGUUUUUUUUUAACGGUAAAUGUAAUGCUAACAGCUUCAAUGUACUCUUAUUUAUUGUUACCGGUCAGUUUCCUGUGCAUGAACGGAUUGUGUUGUACCAGUGUCUCAUGUCAUUAUGCUCUUUUCUGUUUCGAGAUCCAUACAUAAAAACUUGAUUACAUGA